AGUGAUCCGUGUCAAAGGAAAAAAGAACAUUCAGAAGAUAUAUAACCUCAAGAUAGAGCACUGAACAAAUAUACACCUUCGAGAGAAUACAAGUCUGUAGAGUGUUUAGAAAACACUUGACUGAAUACGAAUUAAAUGACAUACAUAUGAAUGAUCUGCACAGUUUAUUAGUAUGCCUUGAAACAAGCUCACCCAGCCCCAAAAGUGUUACGUGACACGAACACGGAUGUUGGAAAUACCCCACCUCGAGUCGACGUGUCCAACGCUGAAGGUAAGAUGUUUCUACAUCAGAUAUCAACAUAUAUUAUGGCACAUCACCAUAAUGAAAGAAGAAUCAAUAACGCAUAUUCAAAAAAUAAAGGACGCAUUAUAUCAGCUGGCCGACGCUCUGGAUAAAGACGAUGUACACUAUGCCAAAAUUUCAGGAAGAACCUUCGUUGUCAACUUAGCUGGAGGAACCAUUGUAACUCUGGGUGUUGGUGGUGCUUUUCGUCUCUCGCUUCUUGGAUUUUCUCUUGCCGCAAUGGUUCCCCCGAUAGCUUUUGCUGGAAUGGUUUUUGUGGCUGGCUUUGGCGCCGUUGUUGCGUAUUCAAGAUCUGCAGAAAAGGCAUCUAAAAUCUCUCACGUGAUUGAAGCACAAUCCAUUCUUGACGAGUAUUCAAAGUACUUAAGCAAACAAAAACCACUUGAAAGCUCUGACAUCACUGCCGUUGGAAUGUUAGGACCAAUGGUAGAUGCGUCAUCUCUUGUACUGAUCCCCAAAGACGGGAACGAGAUGAGAGGGAGUGGUGCUAUGGCCUUCUUAUUGAGAAGUGAAACGUAUACAAGUGUCACAAUCACAUUCAACAUAGGAGAGUAUGUCAAGGACAGCCAAACUCGAUGCAACUCAAGUUCGGAGCUCACAAAUGCAAUUCGUAAGAAGGCCAAUGAGCUUAAACAGAUUAUGGGAGUUUGGGUGAUCUCCACUCUGGUUGACGAAAAAUAAAAGGGAUGUAUUGAUUUUCCAGCCGUUGGACAUCAUUCUGUGAAAUAGUUGAAUAGAUUGUCAAAGAUUGAAAAUUUCCAGACAUCUUAUCUCAGAGCGAAAUUUUCAUGUAUAUCGCGAAUGGGGCUUUUCUUUAAACAAGAGGCUUAUAGUUUAAAAUAAAAACAAUAAUCCGUUUUUGAAGCUUAAAACAAACCUUACCUUCAUUCAAAAUCCCCCGAAUAGCACAUGGCGGGUCCCUUAUCAGAUUUUUAAAAAACACAAUCUCAUUGCUUGUCAAUACACUUCUCAUAUCAAUAGCUUUUCAAUUCCAGUCAGAAAGAAGUUUUCUGAAGCCACCCACUUUGUUAUGGUCCAUAGUCGAAAGUUAGUCAGGUUCAGAACCUUUCACCGCCCACGUAUACUGCAUGUAGUUCUAACCAAUAAUAUCAUACUACCGUGUAGUUCUAACCAAUAAUAUCAUGUUUGUGCAAUUGGUUAGUAUUUUUGUAAGUUUUAAUGAAUUUAGAUUUGA
Messenger RNA from Haliotis rufescens (red abalone), 1499 nucleotides. RefSeq lists its product as uncharacterized. The coding region runs from base 227 to 985 and encodes 252 amino acids. NCBI's taxonomy places the organism in Eukaryota, Metazoa, Mollusca, Gastropoda, Lepetellida, Haliotidae. The record is from RefSeq and is a predicted model, not a curated record. The transcript is spliced from 2 exons.